AUGGGUCUGGCGGCCACCUCCGCCGGCUUUGGCCGCGCGCCGCAGCAGCGCCCAUGCCCAUCGAUGCAUCCACCCGCGUGCCCGGCGCCAGGGCGGGGCGGCCGGCCCGUGGCGCCGCUGCGCGCUGCGCCAGACGCGCCGGGGAUGGACGACGCGCGGCGGGGGCUGGACAGGAUGAUGGAGGCGCCGGGGAUCUCGGGGCGGGAGCUGAGGCAGCUGGUGUAUGACAAGUGGGGGCGGUCGUACGACGUGCGGAUCCACAAGCGGGGCCCCAGGACGUAUCUCCAGGUGAUGUGGAAGUAUCUGGAGCAGCAGAGCUUUCCACUGACAGAGGCGGAGUACCAGGAACAGCUGGACGCUGUGGCAUAUGUGUUGACGGAGUGGGGUGCCGCCAGCACAGUGCGGCAGGGCAUAGCGGCAGCCAGGCGGUCGGGCCCAGGCUACACAGGUGGGGGAGGUGCAAAGGCAGUGGCCAUUCCAUUGGCAGUGGACCUGGAGGGUGAGCGGGGGGCUGAGUGGGGAAUGUGA
Messenger RNA from Ostreobium quekettii, 528 nucleotides. Lineage: Eukaryota; Viridiplantae; Chlorophyta; Ulvophyceae; Bryopsidales; Ostreobiaceae. The record is from the annotation of a GenBank genome assembly.